This is a messenger RNA of Paralichthys olivaceus (Japanese flounder), 1063 nucleotides long. RefSeq names its product FKBP prolyl isomerase 2 (gene fkbp2). Gene Ontology annotation, molecular function: peptidyl-prolyl cis-trans isomerase activity. The record is from RefSeq and is a predicted model, not a curated record. Gene Ontology annotation, biological process: protein peptidyl-prolyl isomerization. Gene Ontology annotation, cellular component: endoplasmic reticulum. NCBI's taxonomy places the organism in Eukaryota, Metazoa, Chordata, Actinopteri, Pleuronectiformes, Paralichthyidae.
AAUGUACUUCCGCUUCCGGCCUCAGAUCUCCCUGUCACUUCCGCUCCUGCAGGUUUUCUUCCUCUCGCCGAGCUUCAGAGUUUAAAGAGACCCGGAGACUCGAGCGAAGAACCGGGCACAGCUUCGAGCGUCAGAGUGUCGAGUGACCCGGAGACCUUAGGGACGAACCGGGCUGCAGCCAUGCGGGUGUUGGUGCUGUUCGCGGUGACGCUGCUCUCUCUGAGCCCGGCGGCGGUGAGCGGAGCCGAGAAGAAGAAGCUGCAGAUCGGCAUCAAGAAGCGGGUCGACCAUUGCCCCAUCAAGUCCCGCAAGGGAGACGUGCUCAACAUGCACUACACCGGGAAGCUGGAGGACGGCACCGAGUUCGACAGCAGCAUCCCCCGCGACAGACCCUUCACCUUCACCCUGGGCACCGGGCAGGUGAUCAAGGGCUGGGACCAGGGGCUGCUGGGCAUGUGCGAGGGCGAGAAGAGGAAGCUGGUCAUCCCCUCGGAGCUCGGCUACGGAGACCGGGGAGCCCCGCCGAAGAUCCCCGGGGGAGCGACGCUCAUCUUCGAGGUGGAGCUGCUGAACAUCGAGAGGAGAUCCGACCUGUGAUGAAGAGGAGGGAGAGGAAGAGGAGGAAGCUUCGACACGUUCCAGGAGGUGCUGCAACAUAAAGUGAAGAUCAUCCGACCACUGAUGAAGACGACACGUCAAAUCUGAGAGAAGAGUCGACACCUUUCAGUGGCUUUACUAAUUAUGCUCUGAUUUAUUGGUAUGAAGUUAUUAAAUAGCAGAACAACCGCCUGUUCUUGGAAAACAUGUGUGGAACUGUCAGGUAGCAGCUCAGCCCAGUAUUAGGCCGGAGGCGAAUGUUAACGACAUGCCCUGCUGUUUCAUCCUUUUUGUAGUUGCUAAUUUUAUGUUACUAAUGAAUGGAUUCAUUCACAUCCAAGUGUUAGUUUUACAAAAUUGUUUAGGUGGUAGAUUUCGUCAGACGUCAGGCCGGGGAAAAAUCAGGAUAACAAGUUUUUGUUCUCAGUAUUUGAAUUCUAAUAAUAAAAUGUUGACCUUUCGGGAA